UGGCCGCCCGCGCUCCUCCUCCGCCUCUAGCACCCGGGUGCGGCGAGCGAUCGCCCGGUGGGUCUCGUCUCCGCCGCGCAGCUCCGUCUCCGUGCAGCACUCGUCGCUUCCCGGGCCAUGGCCAACCUCGAGCGCACCUUCAUCGCGAUCAAGCCCGACGGCGUGCAGCGCGGCCUGGUGGGCGACAUCAUCAAGCGGUUCGAGCAGAAGGGCUUCCGCCUGGUGGCCAUGAAGAUGAUGCGGGCCUCGGAGGAGCACCUACGGCAGCACUACAGCGACCUGAAGGAGCGCCCCUUCUUCCCCGGCCUGGUGCAGUACAUGCACUCGGGGCCCGUGGUCGCCAUGGUCUGGGAGGGGCUGAACGUGGUGAAGACGGGCCGCGUGAUGCUGGGUGAGACCAACCCUGCCGACUCCAAGCCGGGCACCAUCCGCGGGGACUUCUGCAUCCAGGUUGGCAGGAACAUCAUUCACGGCAGUGACUCCGUGAAAAGCGCCGAGAAGGAGAUCAGCCUGUGGUUUAAGCCUGAAGAGCUGGUUGACUACAAGCCCUGCGCUCACAACUGGAUCUAUGAGUAGAGGUGGAGGCGCCGCUUGCCCUCACUCCGCUGACUGCUGACUUGGCGGACAGAUGGGUCCUGUUUUCUAAGCCCGUUUCCCAAUAAAGCCUGGGGACCGGGA
Messenger RNA from Chinchilla lanigera (long-tailed chinchilla), 678 nucleotides. Its product is annotated as nucleoside diphosphate kinase B. Gene Ontology annotation, biological process: GTP biosynthetic process; regulation of apoptotic process; UTP biosynthetic process. The transcript has 5 exons. Gene Ontology annotation, molecular function: nucleoside diphosphate kinase activity. Bases 118 to 576 code for a protein of 152 amino acids. The record is from RefSeq and is a predicted model, not a curated record. Lineage: Eukaryota; Metazoa; Chordata; Mammalia; Rodentia; Chinchillidae.